CAUACAUGAACGUUGAGCUUAGCUCUGUCGCCUCUGUGUGGCGAACUUUAGUAAUUACACCCUGGUGUGUCUCAGGAAUAUUAAGGGGUUGUUACGUCAUCGACAGGCGACGCGCGGCUAGGAGAGGGCAGCAGUAAGAAUGCUUUUUUACUCGUUUUUCAAGUCGCUGGUGGGGAAGGACGUCGUGGUGGAGCUCAAAAAUGACCUGAGCAUCUGUGGAACGCUUCAUUCUGUUGACCAGUACCUGAACAUUAAGCUCACAGACAUCAGCGUCACAGACCCGGAGAAAUAUCCACACAUGCUGUCUGUGAAAAACUGCUUCAUCCGUGGAUCGGUGGUCCGUUACGUUCAGCUGCCGGCAGAUGAAGUGGACACUCAGCUGCUGCAGGACGCUGCACGGAAAGAAGCCAUGCAGCAGAAGCAGUGACGGGGCUGCGGGGCGGGGUGGGGGGUAAGGAGAACAAUGAAUGGGUAGUUCUGGUUUUGGGUUAAGUUUGUGCAGCCUCUCUUUGUCUCUGAAAAUGUGUCUUUGACAUUGGGGAUCAGUCAUUAGCAGUUUUUGUUUUUUUUAACCUCACAGACGGUUUGGACGUCGUCGUUUGAUCCCUUUUUUUGGUUUUAUAUAGAAAUAAACUAAUCAGAGAGUCCAGAGAGGAAACCUGCUGUGAUGUUCAUGUUGAUGAUAACAGGCACACUUUGCUUAUCAAGUUGUGGCUUUUUUUAUGCCUCUUGGAAAUAAACAUUAUUUUAUUUAUAUUUUCA
Molecule: messenger RNA, 762 nt
Organism: Oreochromis aureus
Lineage: Eukaryota; Metazoa; Chordata; Actinopteri; Cichliformes; Cichlidae
Gene: lsm2
Product: smx5
Exons: 5
Coding region: 140-427 (95 amino acids)
Biological process (GO): mRNA splicing, via spliceosome
Cellular component (GO): precatalytic spliceosome; U6 snRNP; P-body
Molecular function (GO): RNA binding
Source: RefSeq, a predicted model, not a curated record